Molecule: messenger RNA, 4881 nt
Organism: Entamoeba invadens IP1
Lineage: Eukaryota; Evosea; Mastigamoebida; Endamoebidae
Product: protein serine/threonine kinase, putative
Exons: 1
Coding region: 1-4881 (1626 amino acids)
Biological process (GO): protein phosphorylation
Molecular function (GO): ATP binding; protein kinase activity
Source: RefSeq, a predicted model, not a curated record
AUGGUAAUCUGUAUUGAAAUAUUUUUCUUAUGCGUUGUUUAUUCGUUUUCGAAAAAGAUAAAUAUUUGCAAAAGUGGUUAUUAUGAUAAAAACUUUUAUCUUUCAUGUCCAAGCAAUUCAAGAAAUCUUAUUCUUUACUCCAAUAUUAAAGAAAAUGCCAAUUCUAAAUUAUAUACAAAGACGAAUACUAUUAUUCAAAAUGAUUUUUUUUCUUCUAUAAAAAAUUCAAAGAAAUUAUUGUCAUCAAUUAUACUUUUUGAUUGUAAAGAUAAUAAAAUAAAAAUGAAAAAAGGUUUAAUUACAAAUAAAAAUACUGCAUUAAAAUGUCAAAUUGGAUACGGUUUUACUCUUGGUGGAACUUGCAAACCUUGUGAAGCUGGAUAUUACUCGCCUGACGGUACUUCAUGUUCGAAAUGUCCCACAAAUUCUUAUUCUUUAAUUGGAAGUGGUUAUUGUACCCCAUGUAAUUCGGUGUGCAAUACAUGUGAUUCCAAAAAUGGAAACUGUCUGAAUUGUUAUGAAAACAUGUUUCUAUUAAAUGAUGGUGUUUGUUUGAGUUGUCCAGCUGGUCAAUAUUUAAGUCAAAAUGGGUGUUUAAGUUGUGCAGAUCAAACGUAUUCUCUUGCAAACAGUUCUAUGUGUAUGAAUUGUUCUAAAUGUGUUAAGUGUGACCAAACGAAUGGGCGUUGCACUUUAUGUAAGAAUGGGCAGUUUAUAAACGAUUAUAGUUGUGAUGGUUGUGUAGCUGGGAUGUAUGGAAAUGGCUUUCAAUGUAUUCCAUGCCAAAUAGGAACAUAUUCAAAUAUAUCAGGAAGUGCCAGUUGUACACCAUGUAGUGAUGGUACUUAUACAAAUACAACGUCUUCAACUAUAUGCAUAAAAUGCAGCAAUUAUUGCACUUUAUGUGAAAAAGAAAGCGGAUUCUGCUUUUCGUGUGUUUCUGGUUGUAUUUUAUCAGAAAACCACUGCAUUCCAUGUAAAGCUGGAACAGCAGCAAAUCAAGAAACAAACACAUGCGAUGUCUGUCCAGCUGGAACACAUUCAAUAAGUCAAUCAACAUACUGUACACUUUGUGAAAAUGGUUUUUAUUCUACAGAAGGAUCAUCAAAUUGUUUGUCAUGCAGUUUAACAUGUUUAACAUGUAACAAAACUAAUGGAAAUUGCACAACUUGCAUUUCUGGGUAUGGAUUGGAUGAGUCGUUGAAUUGUAACAUAUGCUUACCUGGAACGUAUGCACAUGCAACAAACAAAAAAUGCAUGCAAUGUGACAACAAAACGUAUCAGUCAAAUGAAAAACAAACAUAUUGCAAUUCAUGUGAUAUCAAGUGUGAAACGUGUGAUAAUAUCAGUGGCAAGUGCCUGACUUGUUAUGCUGGAUAUGAAUUUACGGGCAAUGCAAACUGUGAAAUUUGUGCUGAUGGGUAUUAUUCCAGUGGUGGGAUUUUAUCGUGUUUGCCAUGUCCAAGUGAGUGUAUAAAUUGUUAUAGAGAAAGUGGGAUAUGCACUUCAUGUCAAUCUGGCUUUAAACAAGUUACAACCCAAAACACGGGAAACAAAGAAUGUGUUUCAUGUUCAUUAAACAAUAAUUGUGCCUCAUGUGAUUCAAAUGAAUUCGAAUCUGAGAAAAAGUGUGUUGAGUGUGUAAGUGGUUAUUACUUAAAAAAUAACAAUUGUUACAAUUGUCCACUAAUAACAAACUGUGUGCAGUGCUCACCAAAAAGUAAUGACUGUUUGACAUGUUCUGGUGAAUAUAUUACUGUUGGUGAAAAAUGUAUAUCUUGCGAAGAAGGCAAAGUCAAAGUCACUUCAAAUAGGUGUAUGAGUUGUUUUGAAUUAAUUCCAAAUUGCCAACUGUGUGAAUAUAACAAUGGGAAUAAAUUGUGUACAAAAUGUUAUGCGCCUUAUAUUAUUGAUAAUAAUACAUCUUUGUGUGUUCUUGCAUAUUCAAACACAACACAUUUUAACAAAGAAACAUUAAAAAGUGAUGUUAAUGAUGCUGGCUGUCUCCACCAAGUGAAUUCUUUUUGUUUUCUGUGUAACGAAGAAUAUAUUUUAAUUGAUGGAGUGUGCGUUGAAAAAGAAAAUGAAAGUUGCUUUGAUUUUUCAAUGAAAACAUGCGACAACUGUUCUGAAAACGCCAUCACAACAAACGGCGAUUGUUCAAUUGAAAAUGUAUGCAAAUAUCAAUAUACUCAAAAUGACAAGACUUCUUGUUUGAUAUACAACAACGACACACAAGAAGGCAUCAAAAUCAACAACUGUAGAUACACACAAAACGAGUUUUGUUAUUUGGCGAAUGAAGGGUUUUACACUACACUUAAUAUCAAUGGGGAAACUAUAAGUUGUGAUAAUGCAAAGAUUUGCCAAGUCAUUGAUGGUGAUAAAGUCGAUAUAUCAUGUAAAAGUUCUUUUGUAAUGACAACGAAUGUUUUAUGUUCACAAGAUAUGAAGUGUGAUAUGGUUAAUGACAGUGUGUGCAAUGCAUGCAAACAAAAUUAUCACAUUGCAAGUGGUGGAUGUGUUUCCAAUGACAACGAGUGUGCAAUUCAAAACAAAGAGAUUUGCAUUUUAUGUAACAACAACAAAAUACCCAUUUAUGGAAUGUGUGUUUCAACCGAUUCAAUCAACUGUAAAGAGUUUGUUGGUGGUGUUUGUAUUCAAUGUGAUGACGAUCGUUACAAAGACACGACUGGGUGUUUGUUAAAACAAGACAAAUACAAAGACUGUGACUAUGUGAGUGUUGUGUCAUCAUCAUGUUUGGAGUGCAACAAAUCAUAUCUUCUUGUUGACAACACAUGUGUUGAAAAUGAUACCAACAUAACAAAAACACUCGAUUUACAAUUAAAAAGUGAAACAACGACAGACAAUUGCAUGUUUAGAAGUUCAAAGGGGUGUUUGCGAUGUAGUGAUGGGUAUUAUAUAUUUAACUCAUUUUGUGUGAAAUGUGAAUACCCAUGCACUUAUUGCUCGAAUUUAACGUAUUGCACAAAAUGUGAUGCAUACUCGUACACCAUGAAUGGUGAGUGUUUUAAAAUCAAUGAUAUAUUAAGUGUAUGUGAUGUAAUGAUGUCGACAUUCGAGGGGUGUGUUAUGUGCAAAGACGGGUAUAUGCGAUCAAGUGAUGGCAAACAAUGUGUUAGAUGUGACACGUCGUGUGCAACAUGUUCCAAUGAUGGUGAUUGUGUUGUUUGUAGUGAUGGAUAUUACAGAACACCAAACAACAACACAAAGCUGUGCAACCCACAAACAGACUUGAACAACUGUUUGAACAAAACAACGAAUGGCUGCACAUUAUGUGAAGAUGGUUUUGCACUGAAAGACAACUUGUGUUACAAAUGUAGUGAAAACUGCACAUUAUGUGAUGCCACUUUUAUAUGUUCAAAAUGUGAUGAUAACAACAUUUUGAAAAAUGAAAUGUGUGUUCACUUCUCAAAAAUUACACAUUGCAUUUCAUCACAAAAUUCUCUUUGUUGGGAAUGUGCAGAUGGCUACAAGUUGAGUGAUGACAAAAUUGAGUGUUUUGCAAAUACGAAUUAUGGGAUGAUUGUUGGUCUUCUAGUUGUGUGUGUUGUUGUGUUUGUUAUUAUAAUUAUCACAACAGUAACACUAGUUGUUCUAAUAUUAGUGUUCAAUAAGAAAGACGAUAAACACACCGAAAACAUUUGUGUCUUUAAGAUGAGUCGCUCCAAUAUAGUGAUGACUAAACUAGAUGGCGACAUUCUAUCAAACAAAAAUGAGAUUUCAUUUGGUAAUGAAAGUGACAAAAUACAAAUUGAGACUGAGAGUCGCGAGUUGUUGUGUGUUGGCAACUCGUCUAAAGGAAACAUGAAAAUACAAAUCACAACAAAAGACAAAAUCGACAAAUACGCAAUUCGCACAGAACCCCAAAUAGUGACUUUGAAAAGCGGAUUUGCAUGCGAAUUUGAAGUCUUUUUGACACCAUAUUGCACAAUGGAUUUAAGUGAUGAAAUUGUGAUCAUCUCACUCAACUUAAAAACUGGCAAACAAAACACGACUACAAUUCAUAUUAGUGGACAAGUUGAGAACUCUACACAUCUUGAUUACGACGAGUUAAUAGAAGAGAAGAAAAUAGGAGAAGGUUCAUUUGGCGUUGUAUUUAAAGGGAAAUACAGAGGAAAUAUUGUUGCAAUUAAAAGGAUGAAACAAUUUGAUAAUACAAAUGAUGGAAAUGCCGUUGAUGAAUUUACCAAAGAAGUUGAAAUGCUCGACAAAUUUAGAAGUGAUUAUAUCACACACUUCUAUGGCGCAGUGUUUAUACGAUCAAAAGAGUGUAUGAUCACUGAAUUUGCUUUAUUUGGCUCGUUAAAAGACGUUUUAAAACACAAAACAAGUGAAGAAAUAGACAUAAAGUUACGAGUAAAGUAUUGUCUUGAUGCGUCUAAAGGUAUUUUGUAUUUACACGAAAAUGGGAUAUUACACAGAGACAUUAAGCCAGACAAUUUACUUGUGUUUUCACUUGAUAUGAAUGACAAGGUCAAUGCAAAAUUGACUGAUUUUGGAAGUGCAAGAAAUGUCAACAUGCUGAUGACUAACAUGACGUUUACUAAGGGUGUUGGAACACCAAAAUACAUGGCGCCUGAAAUUUUAAAUAAGCAAAAGUACAAAAAGUCGGCAGACGUCUAUUCAUUUGCUAUGACUAUGUUUGAAAUUGUAAAUUGGGAAGAAGCUUUUCAAAAAAGUGACGUUAGAUUUAAAUAUGCAUGGGAUAUCGCAGACUUUAUUAGCGCUGGGAAAAGGCUUGUUAUACCAAACCAAGUACCAAAUGUACUUUCAACUUUGAUUACUAAAUGUUGGGAUCAAGACCUCCAACAACGAAUUGAAAUACAAGAAAUAUAUCAAACCCUCAAAAUGAUAUUAUAA